AUGAGUGUCGCAACAGAAGGUGUAGAAGAAACGUUAUUUGAAGGGACUCGAGAAACAAGGCAAACCACUAAAAUUACUCAGAUCUGCGCAAAAAUUGAUCAAUUGCUGGAGCAAGCGCAAAAAGAUGAUGUCGUCGAGAUCAACCUUCCUGAUGAACUAGGUAUGAACAAUGCUGGUGCACGUGUACUCGAAGCGAUACAUUCGAUAUAUUCCGCUGACAGAAUCGGAAAUGAUUUAUUUAUUAAGUAUGAUGGGCUUAAUAAAGAAAGGAUUCAUUACAAACUAGUAAACUCAGCUGAAACAAUGUGGUAUUCAGCAAGUAAUGGAAUAUGUGUUGUUGGAGGUGCAGAACGUCGACCUGACGUUGGUGUUUGGUUUACAAGACCAACACAGGCGCAACGCACACAUCCGAUUAUUAAUCAAUGUCCGCCUCCGGCUGUGUGGAUUGAGGUGUUUUUUGAUAAAGAUCCGGAUCGGAGUAACGCAUUUAAUAGAAUCAAUUAUUGUCAGCAAUACUGGAAUAGCAUCGAAUACGUUGGAAUUGCUAUACCUGAAACCAUUCAUCAGAACCCAAACCCUUGGCAAGCUUCGACUGCUGUAGUUCGACAAAACAACAGACCCAACCAAUCCCCAUAUGUCAUUCAUUGGGACAGAAAUAAUAACCCAAUGUAUUUUAAGUAUAGCUGGAAUAAUCAUCUUGUACUUAGAGAUUAUAAUCUUGAUCAUCCCGAUACCUGUGAUAAUUGUGAAAGUUUAUUUAGUUUUUUUGAUCAAUUAAAAGAUCAAUUAGGAUUAGAAUUUAAUGAUAUGCUUGAUAAUUAUCAAAUAAAACUUAUAUCAUAG
Molecule: messenger RNA, 843 nt
Organism: Funneliformis caledonium
Lineage: Eukaryota; Fungi; Glomeromycota; Glomeromycetes; Glomerales; Glomeraceae
Source: the annotation of a GenBank genome assembly